Carya illinoinensis is the source of this 1055-nucleotide messenger RNA. Its product is annotated as probable E3 ubiquitin-protein ligase XERICO. NCBI's taxonomy places the organism in Eukaryota, Viridiplantae, Streptophyta, Magnoliopsida, Fagales, Juglandaceae. The transcript has a single exon. Gene Ontology annotation, biological process: protein ubiquitination. The coding region runs from base 131 to 640 and encodes 169 amino acids. Gene Ontology annotation, molecular function: zinc ion binding; ubiquitin protein ligase activity. The record is from RefSeq and is a predicted model, not a curated record.
AUCUAUUAUAUAUAGAGGUUACAAAUCUUGCUUCAUUUCCAGCUUCCUUCCUCCAACGCCUCGGCCGAGUCUUUAUUAAAAGCAACUCCUCGAUCGAUCUUCUUCUCCCUUUUGUUGUGUUAAAUUAAACAUGAUGGGCUUUCUUCAGCUAGCCACUCUCUCACUCUUUUCCCUUCUUGUUUCCAAGCUCAGUUCCUUAUCAGCCAUGUCGAUUUACAUAUAUUCGAUUGCUACCAAUUUGAAAUGGGCAUUCAACUUCUUGCUUUACCAUGCUUUCUCCAAGACCUACGCCUUUGACCACGUGGUUCCAGAACUUGGUCAUGAUGAUCAUGAAGAACUUAGCAUAGAACGAUACCAGCACACGCCUGGUAGUAGUACUGAUGCAGAAGUGCAAUGUGCUGUGUGUCUGUGUAAGAUGGAAGAUGGAGACGAGUUUAGAGUGCUGAGAUGUGAGCAUCUGUUUCAUAGAGUUUGCUUAGACAGAUGGACUGGAUACAAGGUUAAUAAUAAUCAAACCUGCCCCUUAUGCCGAGAUUUCUUAACUCGGGCGAGAAUGAUUACAGAGCUGGGAGUGGAAGUUCUAUCGUUUAAGUUUUACACGUUCAGAUCCGAUGCCCGCGAGACAUGGUGGCUUCGGUAAAUAUUAAUCAUGAUGGGGCCGGCGAAUUAGCUGAUGAUGCAGGGAUUAAUACUGCACAAUCUGGUACUAGUACUCCUUUGUUUUGCAUGUCUGGCCUUUUCCCAGAGAAAAAAGAAAAAUCAAGGAAAUUGUUCUUCCGUUUUUCAUAGUACAGUAGUUUGAGGCUUAUUCCCUGCAUUGUAGAUGGUAGCUGGAAACCAUCGUCAAAGUGAAUGUUGUGCUACUUAUAUAUAUAUAUAUAUGUGUGUGUGUGUGUGUGUGUGUGUGUGUGUGUGUGAACAUGAUCACUUUGUGCUACUUACAGCCACUUGUAUGUUCUUCCAAGAAAUAACUAUGUCUUAAUACAAAAACCCACAUAAGUAUCACUGAGUUUAAUUAGAGAAGUCAGCUGCAGGCUGAUUUUAAUUUUAAUUUU